UUAAACAACAGCACCCCGUCCCCCGAGAAACAACCAAAAGAAAAACUAUAAACAUGAGUCUACAGUCGGAUGCCGUUUUCCAGAAAAUCAUCGAUGGCCUGAAGGAGAACGAGGCUAAGGCCAAGGCGGUGAAUGGUGUGUUUGUCUACAAAAUCACCAAGGAUGGCAAGGUGGCCAAGGAAUGGACACUUGACUGCAAGAACGCCAAGGCCUAUGAGGGACCCGCACAGGGCGUCAAAGUGGACACCACACUGACGGUGGCCGAUGAGGAUAUGGUUGAUAUUGCCCUCGGCAAGCUCAAUCCCCAGGCUGCAUUCAUGAAGGGAAAAUUGAAGAUUGCCGGCAACAUCAUGCUCACACAGAAGCUGGCACCUCUGCUCAAGACCGAUGCCAAGUUGUAAGAGGCACAGCAGAGCAAGGAGCAGCAGCAGCAGCAGCAGCAGCAUUCCACAAGCAGUCACAUUUCUGUAUAUCUAUUUUUUUUCGUAUUCAUAUGUUUUUGUUUCACCCUCUAAUUAAUGUUAUUUUUGUACGGGCAGUUGUGUGUGUUUUUUUCUAUC
This is a messenger RNA of Drosophila subobscura, 560 nucleotides long. Its product is annotated as peroxisomal multifunctional enzyme type 2. Gene Ontology annotation, cellular component: cytosol. NCBI's taxonomy places the organism in Eukaryota, Metazoa, Arthropoda, Insecta, Diptera, Drosophilidae. The record is from RefSeq and is a predicted model, not a curated record. The transcript is spliced from 2 exons. The coding region runs from base 54 to 401 and encodes 115 amino acids.